AUGGAAUGUGCGGGCGGCAUCGUACAUGCAGCCGUGACAAGCCGCAGCGCUAGUACCAACGACGGAAGAGCGGCGGCAGCGGCGCAGCAUCACGCCGAUGGCCAGCGCGCGCUGGCGAUCGGCUUGUUCGAGGCGGCGGGCGCUGGUGCGCUUCGCCACGCGCAAGCAGCCGUCCCCACCAGCAAGUUCAAGAUGAUGACGGCGGAGGAGAAGAUCGUGUCGAUGUUGGGGGCUGGCGUCCAAGGAGGCGUGAUGUCCAAGGUGGUGGAGACGCCGUCGACGCCGGAGGCCGCCUGUGAGCCACCGGCGACGCUGAUCAGCCUCACACCGACAGCCAGUGCGCGCUGGCGAUCGGCUUGUUCGAGGCGGCGGGCGCUGGUGCGCUUCGCCACGCGCGUGCAGCCGUCCCCCACCAGCAAGUUCGAGAUGAAGACUGGGGAGGAGAAGAUCGGACGUGAUGUCCAAGGUGGUGGAGACGCCGGCGACGCCGGAGGCCUGGUGCGCUUCACCACGCGCAAGCAGCCGUCCCCCACCAGUAAGUUCAAGAUGAUGACGGCGGAGGAGAAGAUCGUGUCGAUGUUGGGGGCUGGCGUCCAAGGACGCGUCAUGCCCAAGAUGGUGGACACGCCGUCGACGCCGGAAGCCGCCUGUGAACCCCCGGCGACGCGGUUCAGUGUCACACCGACGGCCCGCGCGCGCUGGCGAUCGGCUUGUUCGAGGCGGCGGGCGCUGGUGCGCUUCGCCACGCGCGUGCAGCAGUCCCCCACCAGCAAGUCCAAACCCCGACGCGACGUGGACGACGACCCCGCUGACUUGUUUGACGGAGACCGCGGAACGCAGGAAACCCCGGUCGUCAUUUCAGCCACGUCUUCGUCUGAACUACACGAGAUUUUGAUUGGUAUGAGCCAGCCGCCGUGCGCUAUGCCGGGUGAGGCUGCGCCUGUGUGUGUCGAGGUCUCGACGGACUUGAAGGGAGCAAUUCCUAUGGCUCGGGACGAGGCGAGCACGCAGUUUACGACAACUCAUGCGUCGAAUACCCAUGUCUCUGCGGUUCAUAUCGAGCCAAGAAACUCGACGCGGAAAAACUCGACGCAGAAAAUGUCGACGAGGGACGCGUCGAAGGAGAUGCGCCAGCAAGAACUUGGUAAUCACCCCGUGAUGUCCGUCAGCGAGCGCACUACAACACGUCCCCAGCCGCGUCUCGGCUCGGACAGCGACUUCGACGAUCGACUGAACCUUGAGGUCGAUGCACUCGGACAUCGAGCGGUGAUUGCAACCAAUACGACUUGCUCCGUCACAUCGGCCGCACCUCCGCGACUUCGACGGCCCGCAGCUGCUCAUGGACAAAAACCUUGGCUGGCUUCAUCUGGGUCCGACUCAGUGUCGGUUGCGACAACAUCUAGGCGACCGUUGGGCACGGCGCGGGCCUCGACGACUCCCGAGCAAUCGCGUUACGACGCACGAGUGCGACCGGUCUCACUCGAUGCGCUCAAGCAACUCAACCCAGGGCGAACACUCGACGUCCGCCUGCGUUCCAGCCGGGAUGCACCGCGCCUGUGGGUCACGCGCAGCAAAACGUGGGUUACAACCAUGUUUAAGACUAAGAUCGAGCGACAAACAUACCUGCGGGUGACCAACAUCACGGACGAGACAAUAACGCUCGACGCAGACAUGACAGUGGGCUGGUGGACACCCUCCGAUGUGUUUCCGUCUGCGCCCCGCUUCGUACUGGCGACUAAUCGACAUUACCAAGAUUGGCAGAACCUGGCGUAUGAAGUGACCUGGGACGAUGACGAAACCUGGCGGGAUGACGAACUCGUCUGGCCCAUGUAUGGAUGGCCGACGGACGAAGAUCUGGAAUCCGACGGGCGUCGGGGUGAGCAAGAGGAGGAAGAUCGCACGGGGAGUGAGCCGAGAUUGUACCCAGUUGCUGUCGCGAACUCACUGCCAGCACGGCCGACGUGUGCGUCUGAAGCGGCAGCGUCGCCGGACGACAAGUCACUGAAGUACGGCCCCUCGACGUGGUUGCGCGAGACGACGACGGAAAUAGCCGUCGUGAGGACGACGUGCGUACGGUCGGACCAAGGGUCGCGGAGAAGCGACUAUGCGAGACGCCCAGAUGAAGCGCCUGGAACUGAACAACAGGUCGAGGAUUCGUCGGGCGAGGUGGUGCGAGGCGUGCAAUUCUAUGGGAGCUCGCGGCAAUGGGGCGAGAUGCGACAGCCGGACGAAGGGUCGCACGUUGAGAAAUCCAGUCGCGACGAGUCGCAGAAGUGCGACAGCGUGAGACGGGUGAGAUGGAACGUCGCGGAACAGUCGGAUGAACUGUCCCAGAAAUGCGACGCCGUGAGACGGAGGGAAUACGACACCGUGCGACAGCCGGGCGAAGGGUCGCUCUUGAGAUGGACAGAAUGUGACACCGUGCGACAGCCGAGCGAAGGGGCGCUGAGACGCGACGACCUGAGACUGGCCGAAUGCGACUCCGGGAGCCGAUCAGAUGCGAAGUCUCAGAAGUGCGACAGUAUGCGACCUGCGGAGAAAGGUGGAGGAUUGCAUCGUUGGAGUCAUUCCGCCGUCGAAAUCGUGAAGAACAAGUCGAAUGCGACCUUCGACGCAGUGGAGGAAGGGCAUCGCAUCGUUAACCUCGAGCUAUUAUCCGGCCUCAAGAGGCAUGAAGGCGCCAGCUUUGCGGUCUACCGAGGUGACACCGAAUACCAUGGCGUGCCGCCCGAAGGGUUGCUGGUCGAGGUACCAGGUGCCACUCGACGGAUGCACAGUGGAGUCGAAGAACCUGCCGCCCGGAAGACGGUGGACGAGGGGUCUGCAGCUAUAUUGACUUCAGACCCGGGAUGCACUACAAGCCCCGUGUUGUUAAGACGCGCGUCGACACAGGGCCGUGGGGCCCGAUGCGCUGACUGGCGGGCCGUUCCGGUGCGAGCCGAGCUUUGGCCCGGCACGCGUACUCAGGUAGGCGACGCGGCGGAAACCUCAUCGCAGACCUGGUACGCGAAGGCACAGCGCCGCCCCGAGGACACCGGGGAACCGGGUUCUGGGGAACGCGGUCAACGCCCCGCGACGGCCGGUUUUGCUGACGCGAUGCACAGGGCGAUGGACGGUGCCGGCUCGGCGAAGACUCAUUCAGGCUACUGCAGUGCAGAAUGCGUCGAGCCUGGGAACGGUGACGCCAACACAGCACGGGCGCCGGUGGUUGUCGUACAGCCAGCGGAUCGCUCGCGAGAAGAUAUCCGACCCCGGACGUUAGAUCCAGAAACCGCGUCACCUGCCAAUCUCGUCGCGGAGGAUUGCGACGCGAAAAAACUCGACGUGGAAAAUCUCGACGCGAAAAAUCGCGACGAGGACAACCCUGUCGCAAACGUGCCGGAAUUAGAUCCGCCGACGCCGGAUAACAUGGAUUUGGGGCGCGGGGCCGCCCACGUCCUCGCGGUGACGAUGCGCUCGGCUUCUGCGUGCGCGACGAACCCCAGAGGCAGAGUUCCAGGUGUCCUACAAGAGCUGGCUGCUCAGAACCCGUCGAGCCUGGUCAAGACCCCUCCCAGAGCGGCUAAAGGCGCAGAGAGUCAUGGCCCUGGGCAUUUUACGGGGCGCGGUGCGUUGGACGAAGACGCGUUUUGCGCCGGAUCUGGUUGUGCAUUCAAGUUUUUAGGUCGCAACGAGAAACACCACCGCCGACUCGCGCAGGUGAACGCGCAAGAAGUCGACCAAGGUGUACACGUCGCAGAUCGGACUCGGGGCGGAGUCGCGACGACGGACACGGCUGAAGUCAAUUUGCCGAUACGGUAUUGCUUGGAUUGCGACAGCUCCGGUCUCCCCAACGAGCUUAAGCGCAUGUCCGACGCACUGGCAGGAUGCGAGCUACAACGUCAUGAGUGCAACGCGACGGGAAACUCGUCGCAGACCCGGUGCGCAGAGACGCUACACCACCGAGAGGAGAUCGUCAGGAAACCAGAUGCCACGAAACACGGUCAAUGUCGUGCGACGGACAGUCACGCUGAAGCGAGACGCGGGGCGAUGGGAAGUGCCCCCGACGCGGCGAGAGCGCAGGGGGGUGGCAUCCAGCCCGGUGCAGCGCGGAACGCGUCGAGACUGAGCGCGACGAGGAUGCCAGAAGUUCUACAUUGCGCGAUGGACAGUCACGCGGAGGCGAGACGUGGGGCGAUGGACAGUGGCCUCGACGCGGCUAGGACGCAGGUGGCCGGCAUCGAGCCUGCUGCAACGAGGAACGCGUCGAGUCCGAUCAGGAGGCCUGUUGAAGUGUCGAAAUACGUGGAGGGUCCAACGUCAGUACAGCUCUCAGCCUUCGACGACGCGAUAAACAGAAACCCACCGUGCAUCGAGGCUGAUUGGGGAUUCGAGGUUGCGAGGAACGUGUCGGACGCUACGAGUGACUCGUCGCGCGACGGGACAGAGUCGACGCGCCGAGGGAUAUACAUCCUUCAGAACCGCCGACUCGCGCAGGUGAACGUGCUAGUAGUCGGCCAAGCCAGGGACGACGCCGAUCGGACCCGGGGCGACGUCGAGGUGAUGAACAGGGCUAGAGUGAAUUCGUCGAUGUGGUAUUGCUGGGAUCGCGGCGGAAUAAGAUGUGCCCGCGGGCUAGACCUCAUGCUCGACGCUGUGUCGCGAGGCGCCACGUUGGUGAGCCCGUACGCCGUACGUCUUGAGACGGGCGGCACGCCUGGUCAGUUUUCGGUCAAGGACGUUUCCAAGUUGAGGCCUGUCCGCGCUAUGAUCAAUGGGGCGACCCCGUCGAACGAGCCCGCUGACUGCCGCGACGAGAUGCCGCUAGAAGUGAGCCGGGACACUAGCGCUGUGAAGAGCGACGGCGUUGCGUACUCAAAGGUCAGGGACAAGCACACCAAGACGGUUCGCGUCGUGGUGGACUUGACGCCCUCGUUUCGGCUCGCGCGCGACCGAGAUCCGCGGUGUACGUCAAGGGCGAUAAUCGCCGUCGGAAAACUGCCGAACCAGUGCGCCGAGCCCAAGCGACGGUCGCUACAGAUCGGACCGCGUGCGCAGAUGCAGUGCGUCAGGUUGUGCGCCAAAGCGCAGGACAGUCAGAACGAGUCGCGUCGCGAGACGAGUAGUUCGCUUCACCAACUGUAUUUCGACGUCCGCACCUCCAAGCAAAACCCCGUUGAAGAGUUUCCGUCACACGCCACGACGUGUUGGGCCGUGUCAACGAACGGACCGUUUGACUCCACCGAUACGUGUUUACCGGAGCACAGCCCGACACUCGCUCCGGACGAGGAUGCUUCCGAAGGGGAGAAAACCUUGGAGCUGCAUGCUUGCCGAGGUUCCCGACAUGGAUGCGCGCACCGCGAGUCCGACGCGACCUGGAGAGGCUAUACUGACGAACUAGAUGCCAACUGCGAAAAGUGGCGACGCGACUUCUCACGUCAGCGAAUCGGCCGUUAUCGUCUUGGGGCGAUCUAUUCGCGCGACGACGAGGGGCGGCUGAACCGAUCCCUGGUGGAAAUCCUCGACUUUGGGAAUGGCCGGAGCGAGGGGUUGGAUGAGGGAAGUGUGGAGGACCAGCCGGUUGCUGAAGAUGGGACGGCGGAGGGUCGUCUCAUAAAAGAUGUGAAGAAGUGGAAAGAAACGAAGGAAAAGAACAAGAACCACGUGUUGGAGUUACGGCUACAACGACUACGAGUAACGACAACGUGGUGCACUAGGACCCUCUCAAGGGGGACCAUGUCAGUGAACGCGACGAGGGAUGUCGCCGACGGCGACGCUUGGUCUGAGGCCGGCACGCUGGGGCGUCGCUCAGCAGCCGAAUGCGACGCGACUGCGAGCCUUGGACGGCUGCGCUGUCCGGAGCGGUCGUGUCGGCCACUGUCAAAGGUCGCCGACUGUGCCGCCGAGACGAAGGCGAAGACGAUGGAGUUGAGACCGAACUGGGAGACCGGCACGCUUAACGCGUUGAUAUCCCGGCUCCGCUAUACCGAGACGCCGGACCUGGACGGAGCGUUGGACUUGGACGGUGCGUCGGAACCCGAGGCUUACCCGCGGAUAACGAGUGGAAGCGAGACAGGAGCAGCGGGAGCCGCCGCACGGCUUGACUCCGAAGGCCACAGCGUUCAUCUCCACCGCGACGGAAGCUUCAAGUCGACGGAUCAGGUCGUAGGUGUGCCCCACCCGUCCUCAAACCGCGACAUGCUCGUCGCGGUCCUGGAUGGCCACGUCGCGCUCGUCUUCCAGCUCGAUUACGUGAGCGCUGGGACAGUGGACUUGGGCGCUCGCGGGCUCUCGCCGCUAGCCCCACACGCGACGUAUUUCCAGCCGCACCGCGCGUUCUUCGGUGUGGGUCACAAGGAGCGCGUUAUUGCGCCGAGGCGCAUUACGGACAAGGGUGAGAUGCUCAACAAGGGCAGUGCGUCGGCGGUGUUGCGCUCCUCUUUGGAGAGUCGAAGCUUGACGCACUUGAUCCCUCGCGACGCCGCCAGGGCUUGA
Phytophthora sojae is the source of this 6474-nucleotide messenger RNA. RefSeq lists its product as hypothetical. NCBI's taxonomy places the organism in Eukaryota, Oomycota, Peronosporomycetes, Peronosporales, Peronosporaceae. The coding region runs from base 1 to 6474 and encodes 2157 amino acids. The transcript has 15 exons. The record is from RefSeq and is a predicted model, not a curated record.